Messenger RNA from Gasterosteus aculeatus aculeatus (three-spined stickleback), 7570 nucleotides. It is a transcript of the gene adcy9b, whose product is annotated as adenylate cyclase 9b. NCBI's taxonomy places the organism in Eukaryota, Metazoa, Chordata, Actinopteri, Perciformes, Gasterosteidae. Gene Ontology annotation, molecular function: adenylate cyclase activity. The record is from RefSeq and is a predicted model, not a curated record. Gene Ontology annotation, cellular component: plasma membrane. Gene Ontology annotation, biological process: cyclic nucleotide biosynthetic process; intracellular signal transduction; adenylate cyclase-activating G protein-coupled receptor signaling pathway.
CACAAUCAACCUCAUUUGAUUUCCUGCAAUCAGUAACGACAUCUCAAGAACCCUUAACACAUUUCCUCACUUCUUUGGUACCUCCUUGAAGAAGGAAAAAAAAAAUCCCGUUACGCAUUUUUUUGUAAUUCUGAGUGACCCAUAUAACUGCCCGAAGAGAGGUACACGCGUGUGUGUGGGCAGCUGAGUGGCUUUGGAAAGGAACCAAGAAAGCAGCGCGUGAACCUUGCAGUCUCGAGUGCGCCAAAACAGACCGUAAUGUAGAGGAAUUCAUGGUUUGACGUCAAGAGGGGCAAUAAUCAACUAUUGAAAAUCUUUGAAAGGUCUGUCUGCGUUUCUACAGCCACUAAACCACUAAACGGAGAGGAAUUUCUCAAAAGGUUUCUCUUUGUGCUCUCCUUUUUACUUUUAAGAAAAAACAGUCAUUGCCCUGUUCUAAAGCCUCCCCAGACGUUUGCCUUACUGCAUUAUCAACUUCAUCACUGCAUUAUCUUACAUUUUUAUUUGAGAAAUUUAAAAAGCAACAUGGCUUCCCCCCAACACCAACAACUGCUGCCUCGCAACACAGAAGUGAGCUGUGACUCAAGUGGAGAUGGAGGCGUCUCCGUGAGGAUUGGCAGCAGUGCCAAACACAAGCAUGGAGGCGGGCCGCUGGGUUCAAUUGGGGGAGGCUUCAUUGGGGGAUCCAAGCACUGCAAGUACAGCAUUUCCUCCAGCUGUAGCUCCGGAGAGUCCGGAGCCAGGAGGCCCGGGGCCAAGAGCAAUCGCGCUCAGAGGAAGAUGCCGCAGCUUUUUGAGAGAUCUGCUGGUCACUUUUGGGACCCAAAGUUUGACUCUGCGAUCCUGGAGGAGGCCUGUAGGGAACGGUGUUUCCCUCAGACCCAGCGGCGCUUCCGCUAUGUGCUCUUUUUCCUGGUUACCGCCGCCCUCCUCUGGGGAUUCUACUUUGCUGCCAACCCUUCCCGCUGUGACAGGACUGCCUUUCUCCUUCCCACCGCGUCUUUCCUCCUUUUCUGCCUCCUCCUCUUUCUCUUUACUUUUACUACGCUCUACUCUCACUGCUAUAACCAAGCGUCUCUGCUGCUCAUCAUUGUAACCUUCACCCUAACGCUGGCCCCUCAGAUUCAGACCUCAAGCUUCAGGGACCCGGAGACUCUCAAACCUUCACCCGAUGUGGAAGAGUUCAGUGGCAUGGGACCAACAAACAACCUGUCCUAUGACAAGAUCCCAGGCGAUAACAGCUGGUCCCCUUGUCUCUCUCCUGUUGGCACCUUCUCCCUCUGUAUCGAGGUUCUUCUGCUGCUAUACAGCGUUCUCCAUGUUCGCCUCUAUGCUUCUGUUCUGCUUGGGUUUCUCUACUCUUUAUCUUUUGAGAUUAUGGGUUGGAUGCAUCUCAGCCAGGCAGACAAAAGCUGGAACUUGGCCUCUCAGUCAGACUGGGACACGUUAUGUUGGCUCGGCCCAGCCAAAGCUCUGCUUCAUCUCUGUGCCCACGCCAUCGGCAUCCACCUAUUCAUCAUGUCUGAAGUGCGGUCGCGCAGCACCUUCCUUAAGGUGGGACAAGCAAUCAUGCAUGGCAAAGAUCUGGAGGUGGAGAAAGCCUUGAAGGAGCGAAUGAUUCACUCUGUCAUGCCCAGACUUGUGGCUGAUGAACUGAUGAAGCAAGGUGACGAGGAGAUCGGUGAUAAUUCUGUUAAACGAUACUCCACCAGCGGCGCAGCAGCUGUAAUCUCCAGCCCUAAAAACAAUAAGCGCAAGAAAACCUCCAUCCCUCGUGGCCAGAUCAUCUUCAGACCCUUUAACAUGAAGCGGAUGGAGCCUGUCAGCAUCCUCUUUGCAGACAUUGUGGGUUUCACAAAAAUGUCCGCCAACAAAUCCGCUCACGCCCUCGUUGGGCUUCUGAAUGACUUAUUUGGACGUUUUGAUCAACUUUGUGAGCUCACUGGCUGUGAAAAGAUCAGCACUCUAGGGGACUGUUACUACUGUGUGGCUGGUUGCCCUGAACCGAGACCAGACCACGCCUAUUGCUGCGUGGAGAUGGGCCUCGGCAUGAUCCAGGCUAUUGAACAGUUCUGCCAGGAGAAGAGGGAGAUGGUCAACAUGAGGGUGGGUGUUCACACUGGCACUGUUCUGUGUGGUAUCCUCGGCAUGAAACGCUUCAAGUUUGACGUUUGGUCAAACGACGUCAACCUGGCCAACCUAAUGGAGCAGCUGGGAGUGGCUGGGAAGGUCCACCUAUCGCAAGCCACCGCCAACUUCCUGGACGAUCGCUAUCAGCAUGAAGAUGGACAAGUCAUUGAGAGAAUCGGACAUAGUGUGGUGGCCGACCAGCUCAAAGGCAUGAAGACCUACCUGAUCUCUGGCAGGAAGGUGGAGCCUCACUCUCUCUGCAGCUGCUCUCAGCUGGCUUUGGAAGGGGCCGAGCAUGCAGAUCGUCCGAGUCCCUCUUCCAUGGUGCACACACCUGAUGGAGACCCUGCAGCCUGCACCCUGCUUCCUGAAAGCGCUAAGCCCCAUAUGCUGCACGCCCCAACCUCUUCUGCCCCACAGUCUCCGUGUCUGUCCUGCAGUGUGUUACUGAUCCAAGGGGAGGAUCGAGUUCUGGAGGAAGCAGCUGUGCACGACGGCUGCUCUGACGACCGGAAAACCAACAGCAACAAGGACACUUUAAAUCUGAAGUGUUCCCCAGCGGUCUCCGCCGGGCGCAGCCCCAAGGCCCUAAACGGCCUGCUCAGUCCUCAACUGGAAGCCUUGAACAACAGCCAGACCUCCCUGUGUGAGAUGCUGCAGGAGAAGGAGAAGAAGACUUGGAGCGGAGGAGCUGUGGGCAUGGAUCAUUCGGCGCUCAUCCCUCUACGCUCCAAGAACUUCAGGGAGAGGAGCGAUGCUCACUUUGUGGACGUCAUCAAAGAGGACAGCCUCAUGAAGGACUAUUUCUACAGACCUCCCAUAAACAAACUGAGCCUCACCUUCCUGGAGAGGAGCCUCGAGUCUGCUUACCGGAUAAGCUACCAGGAGGAGGUGGAAAUCCAGGCAGCGGUGGAGACCUUCGCCAGUCCGACAUUCAGUUCUUUCCUCGACAUGCUGCUGUGCUGCUCAGUGUUUCUGGCUCUGUCGCUGGCCUCGUUCCUUCGCCCGCUGGUUUCCCAGCACAGUUUGUCCACACCAGCUCUCAUUCUGACCACCGUAGCCGGCCUGCUGGAGGCGCUGGCUUUGCUGUUUGCUGUACGUAUGGCUUUCUACCUGGACAGUGUGCUCAACUGCACCCGGGUGCUGAUGAGAGCCGUUUCCGGCUGGAUAGCGCGUCACUUCAUAGGAGCCGUCCUGGUGUCCCUGCCCACUGUGGCUGUCUUCUCUCACGUGGCCUGUGACAUGCAUCAGUCCCUGCAGUUCACCAUGUUCAUCUGCUGUGCUGUCAUCGUAGCUAUCAUUCAGUACUGUAACUUCUGCCAACUCAGCUACUGGAUGCGCUCAGUUUUAGCAACUUUGGUGGGACUAGCGCUGCUCGCCAUACUCUUCAACUCCCCAUGCAGUGGUGCUAAAAGUCCGUUCUUCUGGUCAGAUGGCCAGAGCAGUAUCAGCAACAGCAGCAGCAACAGCUCCAUGGGCAUGUCUGACCGCCCAUCCGACCCGCGGGACCUGCUGGGCCCCGAGGCCUGCGUCGCCUUUUUCCUGGUCCUCCUCCUCAUCUGGUUCCUUAACCGCGAAUUUGAGGUCAGUCACCGCCUGCAUUACCAUGGCAACGUAGAAGCUGACCAGCAUCGCAUCAAGAUCCAGAACAUGAGGGACCAGGCCGACUGGCUGCUCCGCAACAUCAUCCCAAUCCAUGUGGCCGAGCAGCUGAAGGUCACGCAGAGCUACUCCAAGAACCACGACAAUGUGGGCGUGAUAUUUGCCAGCAUCGUUAACUUCAGCGAGUUUUACGAGGAAAGUUACGAGGGAGGCAAGGAGUGUUACCGUGUCCUCAACGAGCUAAUCGGCGACUUUGACGAGCUGUUGCGGAAGCCUGCCUUCUCGAAUAUGGAGAAGAUCAAGACCAUCGGUGCCACCUACAUGGCGGCGGCGGGGCUCAACGCGCAGCAGUGUGCGGAUGCGGCGCAUCCUCACGCACACCUGCGCGCUCUCUUCGAGUUCACCCUUGAGAUGAUGCGCGUGGUGGACGACUUCAACAAGAACAUGCUGGGCUUCGGCUUCAAGCUCCGCAUCGGAUUCAACCACGGGCCUCUCACAGCCGGGGUGAUUGGCACCACGAAGCUUCUCUACGACAUCUGGGGCGACACGGUCAACAUCGCAAGCCGCAUGGACACCACGGGUGUGGAGUGUCGCGUCCAGGUCAGCGAGGAGAGCUACUGCGUGCUCAGCGCCAUGGACUACGAGUUCGAUUACCGCGGCACUGUUAACGUCAAGGGCAAGGGCCAGAUGAAGACCUUCCUCUUCCCGAAGAGCGGCGACAGUGGCCCCGUGCCUCAGUACCAACUCUCCGUCUCACCGGAGAUCCGGGCCCAGGUGGACGGCAGCAUCGGGCGCUCGCCCACUGAUGAAAUUGCCAGCAUGGUGCCGGCGGCCGGCGUGACUGCCGGCAGCAGCCCUAUUAUCUUACCCAGCGCCGGCGCCGUUUCCUCGACGACCACAGGCCCUAACUACGAGAAGCCAGCGGACAGCCGCGAGAGACGUCCCUCUGCGGACAGCUCUCACGCCCGGCGCUCCACGUCUCAGCCGGACGGACCUCCUUCUUCUGCGCAUAACAAAGAGAUGGCGUCGCCCUCGGCCCAGCGUAGCACACCGCAAAAUUCAACGUCAAAUUCAACGGCGUCCCCAGGAGACAUCCAGAGGAACAAAUGGGAUGGUGACUGCGACGGCAACGUUGGAGAGCUAACCAGACUUUAGGAAUUUGCUACAAUGGAGCUUUUAUCAUAAACCUUCUACCCUUUAAGCUUUCGUUCGUCCCGGCGGGCGUUUGUAGGAAUCGCUGUACAUUUGAUCCUAGCCGAGUGUUAGAAAACCAGAGAGAGACUCACGGGCCUCUUUCCUGCCCCACCCGGGCAGCGGCUUAUUUUUGCUGCCCGUCUGAUUGGUGUUAUCAGGGGAAAGAUCUAGCUGGAACACUGAGUGAUUGUCAGGUAGGAACAGUGGGAGGAAAUGGGAAGAAGUGACGGGUCAUUCUGAACCUUCUCCUUUCCUGCUCAAGAUCACAAUGUGUCCCGAUAACUCAAUUAUCCGUGUACCUUUAAUUCUUUCAUAUGUCUUUUAAGUGCCUUUAGAGUAGAAUAAUGUAUAGACUGCGCCUUUUUCAGUAAGGGAAGCACAACAAAAAGGGAAAACUGUCAAAAAAGUCACACGUCCAACGCUAUGCUUUCAUCAAGUUUAUUUAGUAAAAUAUACUCGUGCUGUGAUGUUUUGGCUUCUAUCAAAGAGGGAGCUCACCGUGAACAUGAAAAGUGCUACUGCAUGACGAGAACAUAUGUGUUAAGUGAAGGGAAAUUAGAUGUCACUCCAAGAUAUGCUGUUUCCAUAUUCUUCAUGGAAACCAGAAGAACCUUCAUUAAAAGGCGCAGCAAAGACCAAUCGGCAACCAAAGGGCAGCUGGGGCCCGAGCUGCGAGUUGUAUGAGUUUAUUUGCAUGCUAAGUGUGUGUGUGUGUGUGUGUGUGUGUGCGUGCGUGUGCUUGUAUGUGUCUCGUGUGGUAACAAAACCACGCCGUGUUUAACGAGGAGAGGCCCCCUUGUGAGCUACUUGACUUAUUUGAUGAAACCGACGACAAACAGUUUAGGAACGCAAAUCCCCCUAAAAAAAAAAAAAUCGGCCGCCUGUGUGGCAAUUCUUGCAGUGCCUCAGUGCCGAGGCAUGACGGUCUCGGCUACAUUUAAUCAGCAUGCUUGCAAAUACAGCGUGGUAGACGAGGUUAGCUGUGACUUGUGUUGCGUGAGGUGUUGAUGAGUAUUUCAGUGGACGCUGCAAGACGGUGCCGCACCUGUGGAGUGUCUUGACUGUAGACUGAUUAGACGAAACAAACGCUUUGGAUCACACUGUGUUUUAGCCGAUGGGGCUUUUUCGGAAAUGGAUGAUCUAAGUGGAAUGUCACAAAGCCGAAGUAAAUGUGUUUUAUUGUGUUCUGUUGUUACACAAAACUUAAAUUGUUCCUUCCCUCUCUGAUGUCGGGGAUUUUAAGUACAUUACUAGAUGGAAACAGCUGGAUGCAUUCGCUGCUUUGCUAUUUUAGUGGCAUGAAACUUAAUGUAUUAGCACUGCAAAUGCAAAAGUGUGCAAUUUUAUAAUAGAGAUGCAUCUUUCUUUGAAACUUUGAUUUUAUGCUCUUAUGUCAUAUUACUAAGGAAAUCAAACGUAUUAAACUGUACAUCUCUUUUUCACUGUUUCCCUCUCAGUGUUUCUUAGCUUAAAGGAUUGUGUGCUCAGAGGUAAAAAAGUUUAAACAUUAAAUCCAGUCCGUGUCCUAUUUUUUAUGUUUAAAUAUCCGCAACUACUCUUUAACCUCCUGCUGUUAAAUUAACUUUAAAUAAUUCACACUUAAUUAUGAAUCGUACAAAACAAUCAAAUAAUGUAUUCCAACUACAACUUUUAAGGUUACCUUAAUGGUUAAAUAUUUUUCUAUGUUAGAAGAUAAGGUUGCCUGUGCCUUUUUAAUUUCGCAAACUCAUCUUUUUGUUCUCUGUUCGCUCUGAGUUUCUUACAUUUUUUAAAACAAUGAAUAUUUCCAAAGGCUUACUAUAAGCAGAGAAUUUUCACAGAUGCUUAAUUUGAAUGGUUUAGAUUUUCUAUACGGCCAUGAUGUUUAAGCAGUGCCUUUUCUUUAUACAAACGAUUAAAUAUAAACACACUAAUCAUAUCCACUAUUAACUGCCCACGUUAUGAAUUCCUUGAUGCUCGGCCACCAUUGUGUUCUGUAUCCAUUGCUCGGAUGGAGUUGGGUUGAUUUGGAUGCAAUAGUAAUGUUUCUACACUUAUGAGCACAACCCUUGUGCUGGCCCAACAUUUUUGUUUAUUAUACCAAAAAAAAGGCGCUUAUGAUAAUUGUUGUCAUUAUCCAUGGUCAAGUUGUUUUGUGAACGUUCAAGAAGGCCGUUUAUAUAUUAAAUGUUAAAACACAUUUUCACAAGGCGCUCACUUUUUUUGUACAGUAUGCCUUUAUAUUGUAUAGCAUCUGAGCAUUUUAUAUUAUUUAUAUAAGCGCAUGUACUAGUAUUAAAUUGUCCAACAAAAAAAAACUGGGUUAUUUGAACAAUGUUGGAAUGAAACUUCUGUGUUCUUGCCUGCACGUGUGUAAAGGAAACGUAUGAGUGUUUGUAAAACUGUGGUUGUGUGUGUGUGUUGGAAAAGAUGCUGUAAUAUUACCGUUUAAAGUAUUGCUUCAAUCAAUGCAGACGUCUAUUUCAAACUGGCCAAAUAAAAUGGGCGAGAUACUACUAGUAUUCUGUAGGUAGGCAGUGUUUCAGUAGCCUGCUACAGCUAUGUUUUAAUUAGUUGUUGGGUUUUUGGCAUUUCUUUUGUACAUAGUACUCUUAGUAGGUAUGUAAAUGAAGGUUCAAACUGAAUAAAGCCAGUUUCUGUCAAA